This is a messenger RNA of Cetraspora pellucida, 1329 nucleotides long. NCBI's taxonomy places the organism in Eukaryota, Fungi, Glomeromycota, Glomeromycetes, Diversisporales, Gigasporaceae. The record is from the annotation of a GenBank genome assembly.
AUGACUUUCUAUAAUGAUCAAAAAAAAGCCAUCGAGAGAGCUCUUAAAGAACUUGAGAAUUCUCCAACCACCUCUAAUAGAAAAAUUGCAAAAAGAUUUGGUAUUUCUGAGGCAAUCCUAAGAUAUGUUAUAAAAAAUAAAGGUCCUUUAAAUUGUCCAGGUCCUGCCAAAGUUUUAACCAACUAUGAAGAACAACAACUAGUCAGUUAUUGUUUAAACAUGCAAAAACUUGGUUUUGGAUUAACAAGGUCAGGUGUAAAUCAUUGUUUUAUGAAAAUUGUUAACAAAAGUAAAAGACCACAUCCCUUUAAUAAGACUCAAAGAGCUAACCCUAUUAUAGUGCAAGAUCAUUUUAAUAAGCUUCAAAAAAUUAUCAAAGAAAAUUCACUUACUCCCGAUAGAAUCUGGAACAUGGUCGAAACAGGCUUCAUUCUUAAUCCCGAACUUUGUAAAGUUAUUGCGAAAAAGGGUGCAUGGCAGGUUUAUCAAGUUUCUCAUAGUAACUCUAAUGAACAUAUUUCUGUAUGUCCAACCAUCUCCACUGCCAGAUCGUACAUUCUGUCACUUAUUAUUUACAAAGGAAAACGUAUGAUCCCAGAUCUUUUAGAAGAAACUGGAUAUAUGUGGGAGUCCCUUUUUCAAAAGUAUAUUGAGCAUUUUAUUCGCUUAAUCCCGCCUGCUCGUUCUGUUCUUUUGAUUCUUGAUGAACAUAAAAGUCAUCUUAAAACUAUAUACCAUAAAGAUUGUGAGCAACUUCAUAUCAAUAAUAAUGAAGAAAUCAUAACUAAGCACUUAUUUGCCAAGGUUUUAGGUCUAGCAUACCUUAAAACCUAUACACCCUUGGCAAUUUGCAAUGCUUUUAAAGCAACUAGGAUAUGGCCUUUUAACCUCAGUGCAAUUAGCUCUGACUGCCUUGAUCCUUUAUUAGUUACUAAGCAGCCUGAUUUUCUUUCAACACAAUCGACUUCAUCACCUUCAACUAACAUCCUUUUGACUCAAUCGAUUCCAUUACUUUCGACAACUGCAGCAUCAUCUUCACAGCCCCCUCCAAAAUCAAGCUCAAAUAAUAUAUAUUCCUUUACUACAUUAAGAUCUGAAGUCAAAGAUCUCAGCGAAAGAGUCAAAGAAUUAGAAGCUGAGUUGAAAGCAACAAAAAAGGAACUGAAAACUCUCAAACAUCCUGAUACAUCAUCUUUAAAGAAACACAAGACUAUGCCUUUUGCACAGCUUCUAACUAAUGAAGCCUCAUUAAAAGCAUUAAGUGAUGCAGAGGAAGAGGCUGAAAAAAAGGCUAAUGAGAUAAAACUCAAAAAAGAAUCUGUGGCUUAG